Molecule: messenger RNA, 1095 nt
Organism: Colletotrichum destructivum
Lineage: Eukaryota; Fungi; Ascomycota; Sordariomycetes; Glomerellales; Glomerellaceae
Exons: 8
Coding region: 1-1095 (364 amino acids)
Source: RefSeq, a predicted model, not a curated record
AUGGCGACGCCGUUCCAGGUCGAAGCCUGGACUGAGUACGCCAUUGGCUUGCUCGUGCUGCUGAUACGCAUCGUUUACCGGACGAGCAUUGUCGGGACCAAUUGGGAGGGCGAUGAUUACUUUGCCGUCAUUGCUGUCUUCUUCUGGACGGGCGAACUGGUAAUGCUAGAGUUGAUCGGCCAAUAUGGUAGCAUUACCGGAAUGAACGACGCGCUUGCCCUGACGCUCUCCGACCAGCAGAAAGAACGAAUCAUCAUCGGCAGCAAGUGUCUCGUGGCGGGAUGGGUGCUCUACGUCACCCUCAUCUGGUGCCUGAAGGCAUGCAUGCUGUUUCUCUACCGCCGGCUCACGCUCAACUUGCAGCAACAGAAGAUGGUCCUCAUCACCGCCGUCGCCUGCGUCCUUUGUUAUGUGGCGACGAUCCUCGUGAUACUGACACGAUGCAUGCCGUUCCACAAAAACUGGCAGAUUUAUCCGUAUCCAGGAGACGCGUGCGCGCUGAACAUUCCCAACUACAUCGCGCUUGCAAUAACCAACGUCACGACCGAUGUCAUGAUUCUUUACAUCCCACUGCCAUUGCUAUGGUCUGUUCAGAUGCCGUUGGCUAGAAAAAUCAUAUGCACCAUGUGGCUCUGCACCGGAGUCUUCAUCAUCAUCGCCACGCUCCUCAGAUGUAUCCUCUGCCUACAGGACGCGGAGUCGAUCAACCUCGGGACCAUCUGGUCAAUCAGAGAAACUUUCGUGGGCAUCCUAGCCGUCAACGCCCCGGUCCUGGGUCCCUGGAUCGCCAAAAAUGCCUCGGCCGUGCGGUCCCGGGCCUCGAAGAACCGCUCCAAGACGGGCGGCGACCCGGAUUCGGCCAGUCACAUCGUGACGAUCGGCGCGAAAGAGAGCACCCACCGGCUCGAGCGCCUGGGAAAGGACGGCCGCUCGCUCAGGGGCCUGGGGUGGACCGAGAUCAAUAACGAUAGCGAGGAGCGCAUCAUGGAGACGCAGAACGACGUGUCUGUGUCGGCGAAGCGCUCGGACGAGGUGGUGGGAAACGGCGGUACUAUCCACGUCAAGACCACAUUUGAGGUUUCUAGGUUGGCGUAG